AUGCGAUGCUGCCGACUAACCAGCAGCCUGCUGAAUUUGGCGUCUGGCUAUGCGUUCAACCGGAGCCUAGAGGGCAGCCGACUACCAAGCAGCCUGCGGAGUUUGGCAUUUGGCUACGCGUUCAACCGGAGCCUAGAGGGCAGACGACUACCAAGCAGUCUGCGGAGUUUGGUGUUUGGCUAUGCGUUCAACCGGAGCCUAAAGGGCAGACGACUACCAAGCAGCCUGCGGAGGUUGGUGUUUCUAGAGGGCAGACGACUACCAAGCAGCCUGCGGAGUUUGGUGUUUGGCUAUGAGUUCAACCGGAGCCUAGAGGGCAGCCGACCAAGCAGCCUGCGGAGUUUGGUGUUUGGCUAUGCGUUCAACCGGAGCCUAGAGGGCGGCCGACUACCAAGCAGUCUGCGGAGUUUGACGUUUGGCUAUGCGUUCAACGGGAGCCUGGAGGGCAGCCGACUACCAAGCAGUCUGCGGAGUUUGACGUUUGGCUAUGCGUUCAACGGGAGCCUGGAUGGCAGCCGACUACCAAGCAGCCUGCGGAGUUUGGCUGUUGGCUAUGCGUUCAACAGGAGCCGACUACCAAGCAGCCUGCAGAAUUUGGCGUUUGGCUACGGUUUCAACUGGAGCCUAAAGGGCAGCCGACUACCGAGCAGGUUGCGGAAUGUUGCGGAGAUUGGCGUUUGGCUACGCAUUCAACCGGAGCCUAAAGGGCAGCCGACUGAAGGACAGACGACUCCAAGCAGCCGGCAGAGCUUGCUGGGUUACCGCAGAAAGAGGGUCUACCAGUCCAAAACCGUCGGCUCCUUCGACAACAAGUACCUCCUUCACGUCCAUGAAACCGUGAAGGAAGCCGAGAAAGCCUUCGCCGAAUGCGGCGAAGAGUACCAGUGGGGAAUAUUGCUGAGCUAA
Symbiodinium sp. CCMP2592 is the source of this 906-nucleotide messenger RNA. The record is from the annotation of a GenBank genome assembly. Lineage: Eukaryota; Dinophyceae; Suessiales; Symbiodiniaceae.